ACUGAGCUGUUGCGCUGGCGCGGGAGGUGGCGGCGGUCGCUGUAGCUUUGCCGGGGAACGGGGUCCGGCGUCCUGGGUGAGACGAUGGCUUCCUUCGUGACCGAAGUGCUGGCCCACUCAGGGCGACUGGAGAAGGAGGAUCUGGGCACUCGGAUCGGUCGCCUGACCAGGAGGGUGGAGGAGAUCAAGGGCGAGGUCUGCAGCAUGAUCAAUAAGAAGUACAAUGAAUUCUUGCCUAGCAUGCAAAGUGCCCAGGACCUGGUAAGCCAGGUGGAUGAGCUAUGUGAUGACAUUGAUCUACUGAAAUCCAGGGUGGAGAGUGAGGUACACCAGGAUCUUCAUGUAUCCAUUGUGGAAUUUACACAACUGAAGCAGCAGCUCGAAAAAGACACAGUCGUCCUGAGCAUGCUAAACAGCUUCCAAGAGUUUUCUACUGCCAUUGAAGAAUACAAUUGUGCCUUAUCAGAAAAGAAGUAUGUUUCUGCUGCCCAGCACCUGAGAAAGGCACAGAACUGCUUGAAGUUGUUAAAAUCUAGGAAAGGCUUUGAAUUGCAGAUUUUCAAAUCCCUCAGUGUGGAGCUUACGAUCCAGAAGCAGAACAUACUCUACCACCUUGGGGAGGAGUGGCAGAAGCUGGCUACAUGGAAGCUUCCUCCAUCCAAAGUUAGCAGCUUGGAAUCUGCCCUACAGACAGAACUUCAUUUGUGUACUGAACCGUCUCAGAAAGAAGAUGAAGCCCCCACCUCAUGUCUCAUCGUGCUCUUGGCAUUUGCUCUUGUUGGUGAACUGCACACCAAACUUAAGUCCUUCAGUCAGUUGUUGCUGAAGUACAUCAUCAGGCCCCUGGUAUCUUAUCCAUCCCCUACCAUGCCCUGAUUGACACCCCAUCCUGAUACAGUUGUCUUUCGAUUUGAAUCUGUGCCAACUGAUUUUGGAACAUUCAUCUCACCUGAGGUUUUUACAAAGAUCAGGCUGGUGCUGGAAGUUCUUCAGAAACACCUGCUGGACUUACCUCUUGGUGAUGAUUUAGAAGAUGAAAAAGUAUCUAAGAUUGUAUUGGCAGAGAUUGUGGGUGACAUGAUCUGGGAAGAUAUGUCUGAGUGUCUCAUUAAAGAUUGUUUGGUUUAUUCCAUUCCAACAAACAGCAGCAAGUUAGAACAGUAUGAAGAGGUGAUACAGUCCACAGAAGAAUUUGAAAAUGCUCUUAAGGGCAUGAGAUUUUUAAAAGGAGAUACUACUGAUUUGUUGAAAUAUGCCCGGAAUAUCAAUUCUCAUUUUGCUAACAAGAAGUGCCAAGAUGUGAUUGUGGCAGCCAGAAACCUAAUGACUUCAGAGAUUCACAACACUGUAAAGAUCAGUCCAAAGUCUAAGAUAGCUCUGCCAGAAUUACCAGUCCCUGAUGAAGGUAACAGACUCAAAGUACAAAAAGCAUCCAAAAGUCUGCACAAUGAAAUGAUGAAUUUAGACACUGAAAAUAAACUGGGUGAGCAUUCUUUUUCUUUGCCAACUUGUCGGAUCAGCGAAUCUGUGGAGAAACUGAUGGAGUUGGCCUAUCAGACUUUAUGGGAAGCAACAACUAGCAGUGAUCAAUGUGCCGUUCAGCUUUUCUACUCAGUGAGGAAUAUCUUUCAUUUGUUCCAUGAUGUUGUGCCAACAUAUCACAAGGAGAACCUUCAAAAACUUCCCCAGCUGGCUGCCAUUCAUCACAACAACUGCAUGUACAUCGCUCAUCACUUGUUGACCCUUGGGCAUCAGUUCAAGUUACGCCUUGCCCCUGUUCUUUGUGAUGGCACCACUACUUUUGUGGAUCUUGUACCAGGUUUCAGGAGACUUGGGACAGAAUGCUUUCUGGCCCAGAUGAGGAUGCAGAAGGGAGAGCUGCUGGAACGACUGUCAAGUGCAAGGAACUUUUCAAACAUGGACGAUGAAGAUAAUUAUUCUGCAGCAGGCAGAGCAGUUCGGCAGGUACUACAUCAGUUAAAAAGACUUGGAGUUGUGUGGCAAGAUGUACUUCCAGUAAAUAUAUACUGCAAAGCUAUGGGGACCUUACUUAACACAGCCAUUGCUGAGAUCAUUGGCAGAAUCACUUCCCUAGAGGACAUCUCUACCCAAGAUGGCGACAGAUUGUACUCUUUGUGCAAAACAAUAGUGGAAGAAGGGCCCCAGGUGUUUACACCAUUACCUGAAGAAAAUGAAAAUAAGAAAUUUCAAGAAGAGGUUCCUGUCUAUGUGCCAAAAUGGAUGCCAUUCAAAGAGUUGAUGCUGCUGCUACAGGCAAGCCUGCAAGAAAUUGGAGAUCGGUGGGCUGAUGGGAAGGGACCCUUGGCAACUGCCUUCUCCUCUGGUGAAGUGAAGGCUUUAAUCCGGGCUUUGUUCCAGAACACAGAAAGAAGAGCAGCUGCCCUUGCUAAGAUUAAAUAGCCUUGUCUUCCUGUGGAAGCCACGCCAUUAUUGUAAAGAAUCUUCUGGCAUAGUUACUUAUGCAGUUCUCUGGAAAUACCAAUUAAUUUUGAUGAACUUCCUGCCAGAAUAUCAUGGAGUUUGACUUUAUAUAAAGACUGUCCUACGUCCCUGGCCUGAAUGAAAUUUGGCAGAAAAUAUGCCACAUCAGCAGGACAAGAGAUGGAGUGGAUCAGGACGCCUCAGGGGACUUCCUGUUAUCUGCAGGAAAUUAUUAUUUCCUUCUGCUUCCAGGGCCUUUUGGGAGGAAGUGGUCCCUGACUCCAGACCAAGAAAUCAGGGGCCCUGACUUUGGGGGGAACUGGCAUCCACUUCCCUGUGGGAAGGAUAAUUUUUGAAGGGAGUUCACAGCACCUUAGUUGGCCUAACAGUUACUAGGUGGACUUCUGUAUAUCACCUUUCCAAUAAAUGACACUUUUCAGAA
Dromiciops gliroides (monito del monte) is the source of this 2884-nucleotide messenger RNA. It is a transcript of the gene ZW10, whose product is annotated as zw10 kinetochore protein. Gene Ontology annotation, biological process: endoplasmic reticulum to Golgi vesicle-mediated transport; mitotic spindle assembly checkpoint signaling; mitotic cell cycle. The record is from RefSeq and is a predicted model, not a curated record. NCBI's taxonomy places the organism in Eukaryota, Metazoa, Chordata, Mammalia, Microbiotheria, Microbiotheriidae. Gene Ontology annotation, cellular component: RZZ complex; nucleus; chromosome, centromeric region.